This is a messenger RNA of Babjeviella inositovora NRRL Y-12698, 2448 nucleotides long. RefSeq lists its product as uncharacterized. NCBI's taxonomy places the organism in Eukaryota, Fungi, Ascomycota, Pichiomycetes, Serinales. Gene Ontology annotation, biological process: chorismate biosynthetic process; shikimate metabolic process. The record is from RefSeq and is a predicted model, not a curated record. Gene Ontology annotation, molecular function: 3-dehydroquinate dehydratase activity; shikimate 3-dehydrogenase (NADP+) activity. Bases 1 to 2448 code for a protein of 815 amino acids. The transcript is spliced from 2 exons.
AUGAGUGGCUCGAAUACUCCACUCACAUCACUGUCUGAGUUCAGCAAAGAGCUGUCACCGGCAGUGCGAUACACGCCAAGUAUUGUACUCCUCGGGAUGCGUGGCGUGGGUAAAUCGACGCUCGCGGUAAUGGCGUCGGCGGCCCUUCGGUACCGCUACGUGGACCUCGAGCGGUGUGUGUCGCAGGCGACAGGACUUGCCGAGUCAGCAUUCAUCCAGAAGCACUCGCUCAGUGAGUACCGUGCACGCGAGUACGAGAUUAUUCGUCGUGCGCUCGAGCUCAAUACGCACGGGUGCAUCCUCGUGCUCUCCGCGAGUUGCGUAGAUCACCGCGACACGGUACUGCUCCUUGUCGAGUACGGUCGCGCUCAUCCGGUUAUUCACAUUGAGUGUGAGGAGUCGCGCAUCCUCAACUACAUCCGCUACGACGGCCUUUUCGAGAAGGGCUGCAACUUGGUCCAGACCAAAUUCCAGCAUUACAAGCAGUGUCUGAACUUCGAUUACUUCAAUCUACAGUCGAUGCUGGACCUGGAUGAGUCGAAUCGUUCUACGCGUGAUACGUCAGGCGUCAAUGUGCUCGCGCUCAAGGCCGCCGAGACGGACUUUAUUCGCUUCCUCUCGUUCAUAGUAGCAGGUACGCCUUUCGCACACACAGGCGCACACAUCCUCGCACCUGAGCUUACAUCGCACUCGUGCGCGGUGCAGCUACCGUUCCCGGAGGUGAUCGAGAUGGAAAUUCUGGUGGGUCAGAUGACAGUGGGUGCGGAUGCGAUUGAGGUUGUAGUGGAUGUGGUGCGGCUACUCGAGUACGGCAUGCCCACGCGUUCGGUCGAUGAGUAUGUCGCACGCGUACGCCGGUCGUCCCCCGUUCCGGUCAUCCUCACGCUCGGGUUUGAACUCGCAACACCGCUUUCCCCGACAGACAUCGACCGGCUCAAGGUUGUCUAUUUCAACCUCCUCAACUCAGGGAUUCGGCUUGCGGUGGAUUACUUAUCUGUAGAUCUCCGUUUGGCGUAUGAUUCACCGUUUAUUCGCGGCGAAGAGGGUUACUUCUUGCUCAAUGAGAUCAGCAGCAACAGUUGCAACACAAAGAUUAUUGGGAGCUACGCCGCGCAUAACGCGUCUGUGGGAUUCUGGAAGUCUACGGUUCCGAUCGAGGUGUGCGGGUUGGCCGAGGAUUUGGGAUGUGAUAUUGUACGGAUAAGCAAGGAAGCUGAGGAAUUUGGGGAGAAUUUUGCGGUGGUUGAAUUUCUCACCAGUGCGACGCUGCGUUCGUCUGAUUCGAUGCUCAUCACUGCUUUCAAUACCGGCGAGCUUGGUCGCCUUUCCAAGGUUUUCAACCCGGCUCUCACCCCCGUCAAGCCCAGCAUCGGCUCACCCCACCCGUUCCUCGCGGCACAGGCCUCCGCCGGUCAAGUGCUCGCCGGAAAAAAGCCCCUCUUCUGCGUUGCCCCCAGCGACAUCUCCGCACGCGAUCUCCAGCUCGCACUCCAUGCUGCGUUUGUGACCCCCAAACUUCACUUCUACAUUAUGGGGCUGAGUAUCGCCGGAUCCCUCUCACCGCUUAUGCACAAUGCGGCAUAUGCAGUUCUAGGGCUCCCGCACCACCACCAGUGCUAUCAGACAUCCGACGUCGCAGACCUCCAGAUGCUCAUCCGAAGCCCGGGAUUCGGCGGUUGUGGCAUCUCGAUGCCCUUCAAGCUCCAGGCCAUUGAUUAUGUGGACGAAGUAUCAGAGCACGUGCGCCGUAUCGGCGCACUCAACACGAUUGUCGCCGCCCGCGGUGCAGACGUCCGCGCGCCCGCGCGCCUCUUGGGCGAAAACACCGACUGGCUCGGGAUUCAAAAAAUUGUACUGGAAAAUAUUUCUCCGAUUAAUGCGGUGACGGAAGCGAAAACUGCGCUUGUGCUUGGUGCGGGUGGGAUGGCGCGUGCAUCGCUUUAUGCGCUCAUCUCUCUUGGGUUCCGUAAGAUCUUCUUGUAUAACCGCACGGAAGAGAACGCGCGCGACCUCGCGGCGCACUUUAACCGCCAGUCGCCGCUCCGGUUUGGACGUGCAUUUCCACAGCUGCACCACUUUGAGAUUGUUGUGUUGCGCGACCUUGCACUUGCGCGUGAUGCGCCGCCCGUGGGCUUUUCUUGGCCUACUGUCAUUGUGCACUGCAUUCCGGGGAAAGAUUCCGAUGGUGCGCUCGUUAACUUUGAGCUUCCCGAGGUCUGGUUUGAUUCGCCUGCGGGAGGGGUGUUUAUGGAGACCGGGAACGACCCGCUCUGCUCACGUGUAUUAAUCCGUGCGCGCACAUUUGCAUCACGCGGCUGGGUUGCAGUCAACGGUUUGGGAUUUUUACACGCGCAGGCGAUUGCACAGUUCCGGAUGCAAACGGGUAAGUUGGCGCCGAGCUUGGUGAUGAAGGAGUUAUUGACGAAACACUUUUUGGCAGGGCAGUAA